GUCAGCAGACAAAGCGGUGGACGGGAACUGCAACGGGGACUGGUACAACAACUCCUGCAUCCACACCAAAAACGAGAUGAACCCCUGGUGGUUGGUGGACCUGGGGGAGCCCCGUAAAAUUUCGGUGGUCUUGGUGAAAACCCGCUAUGACUGCUGUGCCAAAAGGAUGUAUGAAGCGGAGGUCCACUUAGGAAAUUCUCUCAAAGACCACGGAAGAGCCAACCCUCUCUGUGGGAUUAUCCUGAACACCCGCCUGGGCUCCAUCACCACCAUCUACUGCAACGGGCAGGAAGGCCGCUACGUCAGUGUGCACCUACCUGGAGUCAACACCUUGGCCUUGUGCGAAGUGGAGGUCUAUGGCACUCAGUAGGGAAGCCACGCCCUGUUCUGGGGACGACGGACACCUGGUGUUUUGGAAGCUUCUCUCUGAGGCCAUCAAGUCCAACCUCCCACUCCACUGGUCAUCUUCCAAAGAUGGCAUUCUGGCUACUUUUUUGAACAGGAGCAUCUCUUUCCGUCUCUCUUGAUCGGCGUUGCACACUUUCUCAAUCUUAGCUGCGGGAAGGUGGGUGGAGUUCAACGGCCAAGCUCUGCUGGCUGGGGAAUUCUGGGAGUUGAAGUCCACAAGUCGUAAAGUUGCGAAGGUUGAGAAACACGGCGUGUACAUUUAUUGCCAGAAAGCAUUUUUUUUCUGACUUUAAUUUGGAAAUAUCCCCUUCUUAUGUCCUAUCAAGUUAGAACACUGGGGGAGCAUUCUGGUUCUCUCA
Molecule: messenger RNA, 767 nt
Organism: Pseudonaja textilis
Lineage: Eukaryota; Metazoa; Chordata; Lepidosauria; Squamata; Elapidae
Source: RefSeq, a predicted model, not a curated record